Messenger RNA from Orycteropus afer afer, 1001 nucleotides. RefSeq names its product heme oxygenase 2 (gene HMOX2). Lineage: Eukaryota; Metazoa; Chordata; Mammalia; Tubulidentata; Orycteropodidae. Gene Ontology annotation, biological process: response to oxidative stress; heme oxidation; heme catabolic process. The record is from RefSeq and is a predicted model, not a curated record. Gene Ontology annotation, molecular function: heme oxygenase (decyclizing) activity; heme binding.
UGUCAGGACCCUCACUCAGCAACAUGUCGGCAGAACCAGAGUCCUCCGAGGGGCUGGAUGAGUCGGAGAAAGAGAGUCCCGGGACCCUGGAGAUGCAGAGCCCUGCCAGAAUAUCUGACCUCUCAGAACUCCUGAAGGAAGGGACCAAGGAAGCACAUGACCGGGCAGAAAACACCCGGUUUGUUAAAGACUUCCUGAAAGGCAACAUCAAGAAGGAGCUCUUUAAGCUGGCCACCACUGCACUUUAUUUUACGUACUCGGCCCUUGAAGAGGAAAUGGACCGCAACAAGGACCACCCGGCCUUCGCCCCCUUGUACUUCCCCAUGGAGCUGCAUCGAAAGGAGGCGCUGACCAAGGACAUGGAGUACUUCUUUGGUGAGAACUGGGAGGAGCAAGUCCAGUGCUCCGAGGCCACCCACAAGUACGUGGAUCGGAUCCACUACGUGGGGCAGCGUGAGCCGGAGCUUCUGGUGGCCCAUGCCUACACCCGCUACAUGGGGGACCUCUCAGGGGGCCAGGUGCUGAAGAAGGUGGCCCAGCGGGCUCUGAAACUCCCCAGCACAGGGGAAGGGACCCAGUUCUACUUGUUUGAGAACGUGGACAAUGCCCAGCAGUUCAAGCAGUUGUAUCGGGCCAGGAUGAAUGCCCUGGACCUGAACCUGAAGACCAAAGAGAGGAUCGUGGAGGAGGCUAACAAGGCCUUUGAGUACAAUAUGCAGAUAUUCAAUGAACUGGACCAGGCUGGCUCCACGCUGGCCAAAGAGACUGUGGAAGAUGGGCUUCCCGUGCACGAUGGGAAAGGAGACAUUCGCAAAUGCCCAUACUACACUGCUCAGCAGGACAAAGGCGCCCUGGUGGGCAGCAGCUGCCCCUUCCAAACAGCCAUGGCUGCGCUGAGGAUGCCCAGCCUCCAGCUCGUUCUUGCUGCCACCAUGGCCCUGGCUGCAGGACUAUUGGCCUGGUACUACCUGUGAAGGACCCUGCCCCGUCACACUGGUGCC